Molecule: messenger RNA, 1578 nt
Organism: Rotaria socialis
Lineage: Eukaryota; Metazoa; Rotifera; Eurotatoria; Philodinida; Philodinidae
Source: the annotation of a GenBank genome assembly
AUGAUUCUUACAGCUAGUCUGUGUGCGUGUCUUGUAUGUUUGAUAGUAUUAUAUUUGUGGACAAUUAACAAUAGUUAUAAUUAUUUCAUACAUCGUAAUAUUCCAGGACCACCACCCCGCUUUUUCUUUGGUCAUUUCAAAACAUUAUGGUCAACAAAACGGUAUUCGAAACAGUUGCAGGAAUGGACACGUAAAUAUGGUUCGAUCUACGGAUUGUACGAAGGUACACGUCCGCUGUAUGUUGUAUCUGAUGUUGAAUUUUUACAGGAAGUUUUCAUCAAGCAAUUUUCAUCAUUUCAUUCACGUCGUGUUUUAUUUUUGGCACGUAUGGGACCUGGAACACCUGAAAAUCUAUUUGGAGCAGCAGGAGCUACAUGGAAACGUCAACGACGCGUUGUCAAUCGAACUUUUUCACUUAGCAAAAUGAAGCUUAUGUUACCCGCUGUAAAUCAAUGUAUUGAAACUUUGAUGAAUAAACUAGCUACUAUUAAUGAAAAUAAUCACGAAUUCAAUAUUUAUGAUAUGUAUAAACGCAUGACAGUAGAUAUUAUCUGGCGUUCAGGAUUUGGGAUUGAAAGCGAUAUGCAAAAUGAAAUUGACAAUAUUUACUUGAAAAAAUCCGCUGAAGUAGUAGAACUUAAUUAUGAUAAAUUGUUUGUUAUUCAGUUGAGUAAUGUGAUGCCAUUUCUCAAACCAUUUCUUAUAACAUUUUCCAUAUAUCAACUAAAACUGAUUCGAACACUCGGAAGAAUAUUUCCAUUUAUGAAUUGUUUUAUGGAAGAGCUGGCUCCGUUCUGGAUUAUUAAUCGAGCUCAAGAAAUUGUUAACUAUCGAAAACAACAUUCUUCGGAAAAGAAACGUAUUGAUUUACUUCAGCUUAUGAUCGACGCAGAAGUGCCUGAUGAAAAAGAUAAACUAGAAAAUAUAGAAGAAGAAAAAGAACAAAAGAUUUUGCAUCCAGAUGAAAUUACAGGCAAUAUUCUUAUCUUCAUGAUCGCUGGUUAUGAAACGACAUCGACCGCAUUAGCAUAUUGUACAUAUAUUUUAGCGAAAAAACAAGAUAUUCAACAAAAAGUGAUGGCCGAAAUCGAUGCACAUCUCGGUCAAAAAGAUUACGAAGACAAUUAUGAUCUGGUUACAAAUAUGUCCUAUAUAGACAUGUUUAUUCGUGAAGUACUUCGAGUAUUUCCUAUUAUAAUACAAGCAACAUCACGAGAAUGUAACAAGACGACAACUAUAUGUGGUCAUCGUAUUGAAGAAGGUUGUAUCAUACAAGCGGACAUAAUGACCAUUCAUUUCAGUCCUGAUCUUUGGGGUCCUGAUGAUCCAAAUGAAUUUAUUCCUGAAAGGCAUUUAACAAAGCGUCAUCCAAUAUCAUGGAUGCCAUUCGGGAAUGGUCCAAGAAAUUGUGUUGGAAUGCGUUUUGCAAUCAUGGAACUCAAAAUAUGUUUGACACGUAUUCUCAGUGAAUAUAAUAUUUUACCUGGAGAUAAAAUAGAUGAAAAUUUUCAUUUGACAGAAAUGACUGUCAUUCAUCCCGAAGCCAUUUUUAUCAAACUCAACAAACGAACAAUCUGA